CAGAGGCCAAGGGGGGCAGGAUUGGGCACUGAGGGCUGCAGGCAGCAGGGCCAGCGGGUGGGGGGUGAGGAGGACAGACCGAGACCAGGACCACUGACCUGUGAAGGCAUCGGCGCGAGGAGAAGACAACUGCACGCGAGGGACUGUGAUGGGCCUGGGGCCAGUCCCCAGCCCACUCCAGGGCCCGGACAGCUGUGAACUGAGGGGCUAGGUGCCUCCUGGCACACUGGGCGCUGAUGUGUGUGGCUUGUAAAUGUAAAGUGUGUACGUUAUACCUUAUGUCGGGGUGUUACCCAUGCCAGCGUAUUUCUAACCCUUCCAAGAGGGGUUGGAGCAGGUAUGUGUGCCCCAAGCACCCUGGUCUGUAUGGAACUGCUUCCGCCAAGAAAUAGGAGCAGAAGGCAGGGCAUCUGCCAGGAGCCAGGCUACCACCUCCUCUGUCCAUCAGGUGCCCUCAGCCCUAUGGUCUGUGAGCUGAAAGGACAGAGCAACCAAUCCGCCCACCAGAUUCUGUAGGAAACUCCGGGGAGGCAGCUGCUCGCAGGCACCCUGCCUGGUCUCCCAUGGAAAUGUUAUCAGACGCUUGGACUCCCCCAGUGGGCGUGUGCCUGGGGCGUGGGAUCCCGCUGCUGGGGAGAGUCUGGAGCAGCUGCAGACCCCUUCAUCUCCGCCAGCUCAGGCUCAGGUGUGACUGCACAGAAACGGGCCCUGACUGUCGCUGACCCGAAGACCUAUCGGAGGCUUCCUCUUAGACCCUAAUGGGGGUAGGAGACCCCUCGGGGUCUGCCAGCUCCCGGUGGCGAGAAGCCUGCGUUUUACCAGGAAACCAUGGUCUCCUGCUCGGAGCUCACACUUACGAGGCUCACGCUGCCCGAGUCUGAAGACCAGGGGAAGGACCUCAAAAGUGAUGCAGAAGAUGCCAGCUGCCAGCCUAACCUGGAGGAGGACAAGCAGGAACAGCACCAGGAUGCCCUGGGGAAGGAGGACCGUGAGGGCGACAGGGCGGAGCCUGAGGCUGUGAACACCCCCGAGGCCAGCGUCCAGGAGGAGCAGGACGGAGGGCAGAGCGUGGACAAGUGCACCCCGGAGGCUAAGGAGCAGGAGCCAGAGUCCGUAAAACUGGCUGACCUGCUGGAAAAAGAGGCAAGAGCUUUUCACUUUGGUGACAAGUCAGACACAGUCCUGCUGUGGAGGCACUGUCCUUGAGUCACAUGGGCUGCAGGCUGGACCAAGCCCCACCCCCCCCCACCCCACCCCCCGCCACACUGAGCCGAGCCUUUGGCAUCCAGCUCUGUGCUCUCGGCUGGUGCUGGGCGCCCCAGGCCCAGCUUGCCAAGCAGCACAGUUAGUAACUGUGCUCAGGGCCCUGCGGGGUGGCGGCCUGCGGCCCCACGCUGAGAGGUAGCCCUCCCCGAAGACCCUGCCAGGGAACAGUUUUCUGUCCUGAUCCAAGCAUAGGGAAAGAGGGGAGCUGGGCGGGUCCCACCAGGUUGACAGCAGCUGGUCCUCGACCCGUGUCCAGGGCUCGGGGGGAGGCCUCCACUCCCCAAGUGCUUCUCCAGCUGUUGACUGAAGGGCUUCCACUUCCAUGGCACCAAGGCGCCUGGUUGAGGCCUGGGGCAGCCCCACUCGAGCCCCCCAGGCCUUACACAUCUCAGCAGGUCUCUAAGUUCAGGCAGAGGGCAGGUGGGUUUGUAGAGGCAGAGCUCAGGUGCUGCCCAGGUGAGCAGGUCUGUAGUGGGCAGAGAAGGGGCCCACCAGGCAUCGCCCUGGUACCCAGAGGCCCUGGUCCUCAGGGACCUGAGGGGAGGUGAGCAG
This is a messenger RNA of Phacochoerus africanus (Common warthog), 1818 nucleotides long. RefSeq lists its product as uncharacterized. The record is from RefSeq and is a predicted model, not a curated record. The transcript is spliced from 4 exons. Bases 829 to 1206 code for a protein of 125 amino acids. Lineage: Eukaryota; Metazoa; Chordata; Mammalia; Artiodactyla; Suidae.